This is a messenger RNA of Porites evermanni, 11210 nucleotides long. Lineage: Eukaryota; Metazoa; Cnidaria; Anthozoa; Scleractinia; Poritidae. The record is from the annotation of a GenBank genome assembly.
AUGAAGCUAAGCGCUAUCUUCUUGCCACUAUAUCUUUCACUAUCUGUAGUUCGUCCACUUUUAUUUGACAAAGAGAUAGAAGUUAUCAAUGGAUAUUACUCAGACGUAACAGUAGCAAUAAGGCAUGUUGAGUUCAUAGGUACUGUGGACAAUGGAACUUUGGACUGUUUUAUCCCCGGCUUCACGCAGUUUAGGUGGGAGCUUAUAAACAAAGUAAGUGGUGGACCGUAUACUGAAUCGGCCAGCCUCAUUUUGGAUGGCGAAAUCAAGGAGCACCAAUCUACGCUAAAGAUUGGCAAAGGCGGCUUCCCCAUGGCAGCUGAGAUGUUAGUUGUCUCCUGCGAGGCGAUGUUAAGUGGGAGACCACAAUUUCAAAUUAUUUGGGUGGUCACAAGGUUGCACUCUCCACUAGGAUACCCAACAGAUCCGAAGUUUUGCACCUUUAACCAGCCGAGGGGUUUUGAUGACACAUGCGAUCAUUUUAAGUGGGUGUUUAACACGGAUUGUUACUCUGGCGAUGGUCGGGAGUACAGAGGUAAUACGUACCUGGCUCAAAGUAACCCGCCUGUGGUAUGUCAUUAUUGGAAUAUGAACUUCAUCUCUGUUGAUUAUCGUAACGUAGACUUGAAAAAAGAGCAACGGUACUGUAGGAAUCCAACCAAGGAACACAGCCCUUGGUGUAUUGCCACUUCGACCAAUAAGAAACAAUUCUGUCGCGUACAAGAAUGCUCCGAUUGUAUGUAUGGAAACGGAAAUGAGAUCUUAGAUAUUUAUGACUACGUUGAUCCUGUGUCAAAGUGGAGGCAGAAGUUCCCAAAAUACAACGGACGAACCCUCACCACUCUUAAAGAGGACGAUAAUGGACGACCACGUCUGUGUAUGACCGGAAAAGGAUUCGAAUCAAAUCUUUGUCGUCCGAGAAAGGGCAAGCCGACACCGCACUGUUUUGUCUCAAAAAAUAAGGCAGAUGAGCCUCACAUAAAGUCCAUGAGUGAUAGUAGACUGGAGCUUGUUGAAUGUAGGAUACCUCAGUGUACGGUCAGACAAGUUUGGUUUCUGUUUUUCGACACUACUGGAAUGCCAUACCUCAAAGAAUCUAACUCGGAGGCCGUUGAAAUAACACUGUUUGACGGUCAGAGACUGUACAUUUUUUUUGGCACUUUUGGAAUCCACUUUACGAACGGCUUCAGUAUUGGUUCUGAAGAUCCGCGCUUGGCUAAAUUUGCUAAAAAUUUUGUUGUGAAAGGCCGAAGGCCACCAGACAAGCUUAGUACCCUACAUUUCGGUGUAGUCCGCAAAAAAAUGAAUGGAAAAUAUUUUAUUCAAUAUACAUUCGCAGAAGGAAAUCCCAGAAUUCAGCAAAUUAUUUACAAAGCCAACUUCAGACUUGACAUACGCGACCCAAUGAGUUUAUCGUUUAGGCCAAACAUCGUGGAACUUUGCAAGGGACAGAGUGGAAGCUUGAGCAUUCUCGUUUCUGGAGGUUUUAAUGUCGACGAUAACAGUAUCAAGUGGAAGUUCGGAUAUUCAAGAACCAGUGUUAAUCAGGAUAUAUCACCUGAGCACCCAUUGUUUGAACUCUCCAAAGAUUUUAAAAAAUUGACUAUUAAGGCAUUGGAGAGAGAAACUUGGGUAUACGUGGAAGGAGACUCCAUGUCGGGAAAAUCAGCAACUGCAGGUUUAUUCAUUGUAAAAAGUAAGUUUUUUUGAGGAACUAGUUUUACUGGAUAUACAGCUAGCCUCAUCUUCUGGGAUCACCAUAUUUUUACAAAACCUUGCAUUGGUUUUCGCGAUGAUACAAAAAACUUCAAGUGAUUUUUGGAAAACGAUACAUGGUGUUUUGACCACAUGUCAAACACCGACAGGACUUAAUCUGAAAAUACAAAUCGAAGUAUAGUUUUUUGUGGACUUUAAAGUGUUUGAAAUUACUAUGAAAAACUACUUUUCUCGAAUAUUUCUUCACUUUUUGGGUUCAAACGUAAAGCAAAAAUUGCGGAGGAGUAAUCUGAAUACCAAUCUGAUCUAUAAUUUCCUUCAUGUCUGGCUUGUAAGAAUUAUGGCUACCUUUUAUAAGGCCAUAAAUACAAAACAGUUAAAUACUUGUUGUUAUGCAGCGCAUUUAAGGAAAAAACAUAUUUAUCCGCUGUAUUACAACGCUUGCAUUAGUACAGGUAGAAAAAAGUGUUUCUAAUUUAUUUUGGACCUCGAUUCAUAGCUCAACCUCAUCUCAUCCCAAAGUCACCGUCUCAGAUAUUCGCUUUGCCUGGUGAUGAAAUCUCUCUGUCUGUAGAAACAGAACGUGGUUUAAGAACAACGUGGACGUACGAGGCACAAAUAAUACCAGAAGUUCCUGAAGACCCUGAAAUGGCAUUCGAACGAGGCCUUAAAGAUAACAAGAUUUCAGAAACUCUUGUCAUUAGCUCAUUGGACUGGAGGCACUAUGGAAUCUACGUUGUCGAAACGGAAAAAACUGGCUGUCGCGAGGCAAUAACAUUUAAUAUCAAGCACGACAAAGGUAAUCAUUUCAUGGCAUUUUUUACUAAGAAGAGCUUUUUGUAAAUCAUAGUAUACUCUGUAGCUGAUAUUUCCCGAUCUGUAAACAGCUGUACUCUUGGGUGCAUACAUGCGUCGUCUGUUGUUGUAUGCACCUCACCUACAAGCCUUGGAAAAAACGUUAAAUUGCCGGAUGACGAAGACACUCAUUAGGGUAUAAAUUUUCCAAGUAUGCUGUCGCAAAUCUCAUGUUAUGCACGUUUUAAACAUUUUUUGCAGCGUUUAUGUGGAUUUUUUUAAUUAUAUAUUUGUUAAAUUUUGAACAGAAAAGGAAAUCGAUCAAGCACCCAACUCUAAUGCAUCAUCUGUUGACGAGGAAAACAAUGAUGGCGAGCAGCCUGGUGUUCGAACUACGGGUAAGUCAGAUAAAAAAAUACAUAAGUACUAAAAAUUUGGAAGAAAUAUAAUGCAGGAUCAUCAAGCUAAUGUAAAAAAAAGAUGAUUGUGCAUGUAUCAUUAGCUUAUCAUUUGACCUUAUACCAGAGAGCGCGCUGAUGAACUGGGUUACAAAUUAUUCCUGCUCGUUCUAAACUCAUGUGGAAAAAAACAAUCUUUUUUCAAAUUGUCCACAAUGUGGACGCUUUCCUGAUCUGUUCCUAUUAAUUCUUCCAAAAGAUAAGUAAUGCGAUAUUUAGGAGCUGCAAGACGGCAGCGACAACCCUUGCUGCCAGUGAUAUCUUGCAGACCAGGAUGUCAGUAAAUAACGUGGAUGGAUGAACUGGAUGUAUAAAUGCAGACUGGUCCCAUGGCCAAGGUAUGGAAGAAGCAAUGAGGACGUACAAAAAAAAUACACAGUUUAUCUAUCCAGUUACGAAAUGGGAACCUUGAAUACCAUGAAAGAAUCUCCGCUUAAAUGUGUCUCGAAUUGGUGUUUUUCUCAAAAGUAGGGCUAGCGUUCGCAACUGAGCUUUGCAGAGGCCAAUUUACUUUAUUAACUCAGGAGCUGUUUGCAUAAAGGGAGGAAAAUUCUAGCACCAGGAAGAUGCUAGAAGACGGAAGACUUUUUAAUGGGGUUUACAUGCAGAAUUUUCUGUCCUUGUGGUUUCCAAGUAGAGAAGGAAUUUAAUGCCCCAUUCACACCAACUAAACAUGUUUAAUUUUAAAACAAGGUUUUGAAAAAAUGAGAAACAGACAUGGAAAACAAGAACACAAGGUUUCACACAGGAUUCAUAAGAAAUUCAACAUGUUUUGUAAUUUGCACUAAAUUUGCAAUCAAUUUAAAUUAGUAAACAGCUUUUAUGAAGGAAAGAAAAUUCAAACCAUGUUUAACUAAACAACUUUUAAACAUCUUUAAGCUCCGGUGUGAAUGGGGCUUAAAAAUUCAGUUUGGGCCCUUCUAGUCUUUUUACUGCGUUAAUAACUGCCUUUAAUUUCAGCAGAAUUAUCACAAUUAACACCCCUUGGUAACGGAAAAAAAGAAAUAGUCGGCCUUGAUUGCUGUGAUUAUCCACUGAACGACCCAUCGACAUUUUAGUCGGAUUUGUCCCUAGUGCUAGGAUCUUCCUAGCGAAAACAGUUUACAUGGUGCUAGGAUCUUCCUAGUACAAGGAUUUUCUCUCAGCUAGGAAGACCUUCGUACUAGCCAAGGACAAUCAUAGCGCUAGGGACAAGUACAACCCUUGGUAUGUAAUCUGAAUACUGAAAACAGGAUGAUCCUCCCUCUAGGAUCUUCCUCUGGUGAUACGAUCUUCCUCUCUACAUGUAAACAGCCUUUUAGUUGAUAAAACCAAAUUUUUGAUUUCACUUCCCAGCAGACGUGUCACCACAGAUUCUUUAGAAACUAAAACCCUCUUACAUCGACUGGUUGAGCUUGGUCAAAUAAACUGUAUGUUCAACCUUUGAUUAAUAAAAGGGAAAAAAAGGGACGUUUGUUCUUAAAAAGAAAAUGUUUUCCUAGUUUUUAGGUAAGCAGCAUUUGCUGGAUGGAAUCUCUCUGCAAAUAAUUAGGUACGUGACAAAUAUGCUGCUUUAACAAUUCUUUGUUUAUUUUUGUUGCAGGAAAGUGUGCUGUUCAACAACUGAAGUUAGUCAAGCAUGAUAAGAGAAACUAUGCAACCAACUGGACGAUAGGUAUGUAACUACAGCCCCCUGUGGGUGGUGGUGUGGAUCACGGAGCUCGCAAAGGGGAAUAUGCUAGUCUGUGAUUUAUCUUAUCAUUUGGAAACAAACAUACAAAUUGUUGUUGCCAACCGUCGCACUAGAAGUUGCCAGAUUUUUUGCAGAGACGAGGCAUACCCUCCCCUCCUUCUUCCCUAACCCAAAAGCGUUUUGAAGUCUAGACGCUCCUCGAACGCCGUCCUUCUCAUUUUUCAUAAGCGGUAUAUCUCAGAAAAAGUAAUCCAGUUCCCAAGGCCCCCCCUUUCAUAUAAAGUAUUGUGUUGUCGCUUAUUGUUUCCAUUCGUGAUAAUGUUCAAGAGGAUGAGAUAACGUGAGGGACGUUAAUCUAAGACUGCAUGAGCAGACCAAUCUAGCAAUUCGGGUAUUCCAUGAUUUAAUCACUACUAUACAGUCAGAUUAGUAUAUUCUUAAAUCAGCUACCGGUCUAGCCAGACAGUUCUUACUUUCGCAAAGCGCCUUUACUUUUUGUUGUAUUAAAAAAACAAAGAAACAAACAAUAAAAAAAAUCCGCUUGUUAAGAAAGAAAUAUAUUCUUUAAACCCUAGAAGUCCCAUGUUACAGCAGUGAGGAAGACGGUACAUCAAUUUCCAGUCAUGCAUUGGAAGAGUUAUCACCUUGCAGUGUAAUCACUGGUUACAGUUUCACUACCAGGACACAUAGACUCUUCAAGCUCCUUAUAAGUGCCAACGAAACUAAAAACAUGAAGGAGUACAAAGGCGACAUAAAUUUAAAGGUAAAAGAUUUGAUUAGCCGCAGUUCUCAGCUUAAAGUGACAACGAUUUUGUUUCGUCAUUCCUUUACCCGUAUGCAACCGUCGUAGACAAGAAAUUCCUGGCCCCUUUUGUUCAAAAGGUGGAUAACAAUAUCCACCAGAUAAAUCUAUGCGAGGCAGAAUAACCAUAACAUAGCAAAAGCGUUCAAAAGACUUGACAUAAAUAAGAGACUCCUUCAGAGCCGUAGACUUACAAAUUCUCGUUCAUGUUGGAAAACUGAUACUGCGGAUUGGUCGGAAUCAUUUGCGUGAGUGAUCUGGGACAUUGUCAUUAAAGCAAAAUUGCAAGAACUUUGAAAGGAAAGUUGACCACAUCUGAAGAUCGACCAUGCAGUGGCAGCUCCUGGCUGUUCAUAGCAACUAGGCAAAGGUUAAAUAGCGAAAUCCCCUCUUUAGUACUUUUGCGCAUGCGUUAAACAACCGACUCAACCAUGAAGGUGUUUUGUAUGCGUCCAGUGAGUCAAAUACUUUAAGCAGUACGCGUGAACAGAUCAAGUUCUUCUUGAUUCAUAAUCUAACACGUUUAUUACAAAAAUCUGCUUGAUAUUUUUUGUUUUCAGACAGAUUAUAUUGUGAGCAAUAACGAAGAAGCCUGGGUGUAUCAUUACUACUUCUCUGAACCAGUUCCUGCUCGUUUUGUGCAGUUUUCCGCUGAUCAAAGCGAAGACUCACAGUGUUUGUAUGGUCUGACUUUGAGUGGUUGCACGUUAGGUAUGAACGCAAAGCGAGGUUAAGUUACGAAGGGUUACUAAAUUGAUAGAGGUAAAUAAAUGUUUUGCAACAUGUUAUUUUUUUCAGUCAGUUCCUUUUAACAAUGAAAUAAAACAACAUUUAUUGAAAAAAAUUCCUAUAACUAGUUUAGAUGAAUAAAACGGCAAUGGCUUGUACUUAAAAAGACCUCGAUAUGUGCACUUGCGUACGCAAGUGCGUUGGGUAGGGUCAGAAUAUUUUUGCGCCUCUGUCGCUAUCUUUUGUUUUCAAACAAACUUCUUUUCAUUUACGCCACAUAAGGAAACCACAAAGGCUUCCAAUUUUAGUCUUCUACAUUUUCUACUUAAAAUGUGUCCUUUGAAAGGAAAAUUAAGAGUCGAAAACAUCAAUUAAUUCGCUAACGGCCUUUUAAAAUGGGCCGUUGCUGGAUUGGUUGAUAUUUUCUACCUUUUUUGUUCAGUCUCAUCACGUAAUGCUGUUGCGUCAGGCCUCAGGCCAAACCGAAAGACAUGUAUGGAAAAACGCAAUGAAUAUGCUUUACUCAGCAAUUUUGUGAUAACGUGAGAAAUGGUGAUCACUUGGUACUUUGUUUUAAGCAAAUAAAUAAUUUCAUGUUUGAAGCUUUCUCCACACCCUCAAGUAAGCCCCGUCCCAGAAAGUAUAAAAAGAAGAAAAUUCUAAAGCACUACGACGAUCUUUUAAGUAAAUGCGCUGAGUGUGCCAGCAUGUAUGGCUAGAAUUAUAUGAAAGGUGUUCGUAACGACCAUGGAAUUUAUUGGUUUGCUUCUUUUUCCAGUAAAGUCUCGAUGUAAACCAAAGAGUUUUACGUCCGAUGACAUUCUGUGUGGUGAUCGCCAAAGUUCUCUUCUUAAUAAGGAAGAAGUUAGAAAGCUGGCUUCCUGCAGUCUUAUUACCAGCUAUCAGUUUGCGUCAAAUGUAUCAAGAAGCCACAAAUUGAUGAUAAGCGGGUUGAAUUCCAAGCUCUUGACGGAAUAUGAUGGAAAUAUGCAAGUGGAAGUAAGUACAAAAAAAGAUUAUGCAUAUAGAAAUGCUUUUUUGCUCCCUUACCCCUUACACAACAGGCCUGGGUCCAGACCUGAGUCUUGAGGAAAUGAUUCUUUCAGGUGUAACAAAAUUUAUAGGCAAAAGACAAAAUUCCUCAAAGCGGGCACCAAAUUAAAGUUAGAGUCAAAAAUUUCAGUUUUGAAGUGGUACCCGUUUAAAAACAUAGGUUAUGUAGGACUUUACAGCGUAUCAAGCAAUGCAAGUUCGUCAUCACUAUCAUUAGGUGUAAAGGCUUCUCUGACAUGCUUAAAAGUACAUUGUGUAGAAACCAUUUAAAAUAUACCCCGAACGAGGUUUUUCGUGUUUAAUGUGUAAGAAAAUUGAUACGGGUUUUUAAACUCAUAAACAUUUUGUUUCAAGUCAGAGUAUUCGGAAGGCGAAUGGCUAUUCUUCAACAGUUUAGAUGAACCAGCUCCAGCUAGAUACGUUCAAUUCGUUCCAACUGAUGAAGCUGGCGGUCCUCUGUUGUUAAAUAAACUGCAGAUAACAGGAUGUAGAUUAGGUAAGUGAAUACAAGGGACGCUAAGAUGCUUACAUCUAAAGCUACUUCGAGAAUAGGAAAGCUAAGGCAAAUUUUGGCAUUCACCGAUACAUACAGCACUAUCGUUGUUGCAAUGCGCUGUUGCAUAUUCAAUUAGACGACGAUUCAGGAGCACCCAACGAGAAUAUAGUUCAAAACCACUUAAACAUAGAAUUGUUAAACGUAUUUUAGUAUUUUAACGGUAGAUAUAGGCAUAUUUUUAUCCCCUAAAAAUUUUUCAUCUGUUCGGAUUUCCUAGCUGAAAAUCAAGUCAUCCGAAAAUUAUAGGGAUCAAAACUUACCUUUUCGAAAAUUUGAGCCGAAAAAAAGGCUCCCGAAAAUUCUAGAUGACCUUUUUAGGGUAAAAAUCCGUUAAAAAUAGGCAAUUAUACCAUUUUUUAGAUUUUCGAAAAUCCUAGGAGAGGCAGGCAAGCAAGAAAUUUUGCAACAAAUGUUGCGAAAAUUCUAGAUCUCAAAUCGUCUUCCGAACAGAUAUUUUCCCGAAAAUUGUCGUUGGGUGCCCCUGACGAUUGUUCAGAUCGUUAUUCCCAAUACGGACCAUUCUUUGUUCAUAUAUUCAAUUAGCUAUAGAUCGCGCUAAAAACUAUUAUCCAUUGUGCAGUGUAACUUUGUAGUUAAGACCGUUAGGACGCUGAAUAAACUUCGCUCGUGAUAAGUUGUCUUGUCAGGAUAUUUCUUUAUGCUAUAAUGAGCUAAGCGUAUUUAAUUUGACCACAUUAAUAAACGUUUCUUACUUACUUAGUAAAUACUUACUUACUGGAAGCGGAAAGCACAUGAGGAAUCAAUUGUCUCAGUGUUGACAGAGCGAAAGGAUCCCCUUUUCCAUUUUAAACCUUUUUAUUAGAAUCACACUGGCUCUUCCUGUAACGUUUAUGAUAAACAACGCUUUGUUAAAAUCAAGUGAUGGAAUUGCUGAAAGUCAUACCUUGUAGAAAUAGGUCAUUUCUCUCUACUAUGCAUGGAAGUCUGGUGAUGAAAUAACUCCUGUGUUUUUUUUCCAGACAAACACUGGUGUACAGUUGAUUGGUUUCUAUUUAGAGAAAUGGGUAUGAAAUGCGAUGACGAUCAAGUCACUCCGAUUUACAGUGAACAUCCAGUAUUAGACCUGCCAUCUUGCAGUUUAAUCUCAAGUUAUCAGUUUCUUGGCAAAAGCGCAAAACAACACGCUUUGUUACUAAGUGGAAACAAUCCCUCGCUGAUGAGGAGCUUUCCACAAGGUCUUAAAAUUCAGGUACGUACAUGUAGUUUUCAAGAUGGAAGAGUUCAGGUUACCACUUCAUGUAAGGUAAUCCAAGACAGUCUUAGAAUCAGGAUUCAACUCUGUGGAUUCAGAAUUCCGUGUCGGUGGAACUUGGAUUUCAAUCGUUAGCGGGUUUCCAGAUCCCGUAAACUGAAUCACGGAUUCCAAAACCUAGUAAGCUUCCGGAUUCCACAAGCAAGAAUUUCCUGGAUUCCUAAUAGGGCGGUGGUGAAACGUUAUCCGCAAACAGACUGAUAACCAAUCAAAUAAACCAGUUUCUAUCUAUGUUACUUUUUAAAUUACUGACAAGCAAAAAAGGCAACUCUAAACAGCAUUUCAAAAAAUUUACCCCAUACAAUGCAGACCUGUCGAGCUAUUAAAUGUGUUAGAUUUCUAUCUUUAUGUUUCUGUCUUCUCUGUUUAAUUUCGUAAGAGUAUAUCGCAAGUUAUAUACACAAAUGGCCUGCAAUUUUCUCUGCGUCGGUUUUUUUAGAGUAUCUUUAUUUUCAAAUAGAGUUUUCAGUCGCUGAGAUUUUCAAAUCUUACAGCGACCGUCGUUGCACCAACGGUCUUUAGGAGUCGCAACUCAGGGAGACUGGAGAAAACGAGAAAUCUCGUCGGGGUUGUCUUUUUGCUAAAAUAUAUUAUAACAGUUCCUAAAUAAUUAACCAGGGCGUUUGAACUAACAUAGAUAGUUUUUUUUUCAGUCAUUUUACUACAAGGACGAUGAAUGGGUGUUUGUGUGCAGCUUUUCCGCACCUGUUGCAGCUCGGUAUGUGCAGUUCGUCUGCAAUGUAGAGGGAAACAUCACAUGCUUGCAAAGAAUAUCAGUUAAUGGCUGUCCAAUAGGUAUGCCUUUACAUUAGUGUGUAGAUGCUGACCAAAAAUGCGGUACUUUGACUUGCAAUCACAGUUGAAAGGGCAAGGUACUAUUCUAAUAAGCCUGAAAUUUGGCUUUUUUGUUGGCUAUUAGCCACCAGCUAUCUGUUUACUUAAUGUUGCGCAUGCUUGUAUAGUGCUUCAUUUGCUCUACCAAAUAGACGACUCCUGCAAAUUGUCUAAGCCUUGAUGCGAUUUCGUAACAACUAGUUAUUAAAUAAUUAUUAAGCCGAGUCGAUUAUAGCUGAACUAAUUUGUUCAUUAAUAUAUUCACUUCCUCAAUUAAUUCAUUGAUUGGAAUUUAUUUUUAAUAUUUAAGAGGAAUCGUGGUGCGAAGAGCAAUCAUUCAAGACAAAGAUUGAGGAGUAUGAAAUCAGACGAAACUUUUUCCACAGUAAUCUAGGAAAAGCUCUACUCAAGGCCACCAUGGCUUCAAUUGUCACUCCAUUUGUGAUGUUUCUUGUUGGAAGAUACAACUUGGACGGAAGGUUAGUUAAUCGUGACAGGGCUUGCUCAGUCGGUAGAGCGCUUGAUUGCAGAGUGGGAGGUCGCGGGCUUAAGACCACGUAAAAUGGCGGUCCCUUCUCUAGUAGGAGACGUAAAAGAGUGUCCUCAGUUAGCACUUUUAACACUCAAAUUGAUUAUAUUGGCAUAAAGACUACUACCCCUCCAAGAACCUUUAAGCAUUUACUCUUGAAAUCGAAUACAUUUGUUUGCAUUUUGGCAGUGGUCUUUUUCACUAAAUCGCACUCAUUCGGGGCAUGAAUCACAAAAAUGUCUCCCUCUUGCUCAAGUUGACACUUAAAGUUUUUGGAUUUUUUUAAAUGGGGCGACUGUGAGGUGAAUUGAUAUUACCUAAGUAUGUGCCCAAGGGGUAUUUCAAGUCUUUUGCUGCCUCUAGUGCUUCUCCAUCCAGCUGUCCAUCACUCUUUUCCACUGACUUAAUAAAGCUUCUAGUUUGCCUUUUUUUAUUAAUAUCUUUUAACGCAUUAAAAGUGUUUUAAUGUUCCACUUUUGUUUCAGGCUGAUCACAAAUUUCUUAAGGCUGAUAAUGAAAUUGAGACAAAUUUCAACAUUGAAGAAAACGAUGAAAAAAGAAGAAGAAAUAUCUCGGGGAAGAACUACAUCAAAUAUAACGCAUUUGAAGAACAUUAAAAGCCACGAAUAAAUACUUAAGUGUAUUCUUUCUGUUGUUUUUUAGUGUUUCUUGCAGUGACAAGGGCAAUUCGGAAAAAAAAAAGCCGGAUAGUUUUCAAUGCAUUAGUCGAUCCUGUGGCCUUCUCGUCACUGGUCCAAUUUUUUUGCAAGUGAGUUACAAGUUACUUACAGUA